UCAGUGGUUUCAGUUUCUGUUCCGGAGAAGUGAAAGAGAAACAGUCGAGCUGUGCAGACAUGGAGGAGCACACGGGGGACAGCAGGCUCUGCAGGAACUGUAAGAAGGAGGUGGCCUUGUCUAACUUCGCCCUGCACGAGUCCCACUGCAAGCGCUUCCUGUGCGUGUGCCCAUUCUGCGAUGAGCCAGUGCCCAGGGAGCAGAUGGACCAACAUCGGGACACCGAGCACAAGCAGGUGCGGUGCCCGCAGUGCCACGAGCAGAUGGAGAAAUGGCAGCUGGAAGAGCACCAGGCCGAGCAGUGCCAGGAGCGCCUCGCCAGCUGCCAGUUCUGCCAGCUGCAGGUGCCGCUGAGCCGGCUGCCCGAGCACGUCGCCCCCUGUGGGAGCCGGACGGAGCGCUGCCCGGACUGCGGCAGCUACGUGCAGCUCCGCGAGCAGGAGCGGAGCUACACAAUGUCCAACUAG
Lepisosteus oculatus (spotted gar) is the source of this 467-nucleotide messenger RNA. The record is from RefSeq and is a predicted model, not a curated record. Lineage: Eukaryota; Metazoa; Chordata; Actinopteri; Semionotiformes; Lepisosteidae.